Cyprinus carpio (common carp) is the source of this 4016-nucleotide messenger RNA. RefSeq names its product nephrin-like. The transcript has 6 exons. The record is from RefSeq and is a predicted model, not a curated record. NCBI's taxonomy places the organism in Eukaryota, Metazoa, Chordata, Actinopteri, Cypriniformes, Cyprinidae. Bases 2465 to 2941 code for a protein of 158 amino acids.
UAUUUUAAAAUAAUUAAUUGUAUAUAAUUUUAAACUGUAUAAAAUUUGUAUAUAAUUGUUGUAUAGUUUGUAUAUAAUUGUUUUAUGCAAACACAGAUUAUAAGUAAUUGUGCCCUGCCCACUGUGAAUCUCAUUGGUCAAAAAUUCCUGCUCACAACUUUGCUUUGAUUGUCGUGUCUCGCAGCAGUUACACAUGUAGUAUGUGUAGACGACAAAUUGCUUGUCACUAAAAACUUUGUGCGUGCUUGGUUUCACAACUGAAACCCCUUGAAAGCACUGCUAUGAAUUGAAAACCACAGACGCACUGUUUAUAAAAGGUGUCAAUGUUUCCUUUGUAAAUAUAAUUAGAAAUCUAAUUAUAUGCUUGUAAUUGUAAUAUUUUCAUACAAAUUUGCAAUGUACAACAAGCUUUAUAGGGAAGGAGAUUGCAUGAGAUUGCAGUAUGUGAAAUAUGAGACUCUGCUUGUGCUUUAAUUAUGUCUGAAUAUAACAUCUAGCAAAAGAAGUCUCCAGCGUGCACUUUUGAGAAUCACUGAUCUGACCAAUCAAGGCCGAAAGCAUUCAAAUUGUUGUGUUAAAGCACCUCAUGCUUUUUCGUUUAUGCAUAACUUUUAGCUAUGACUCAACCACCAAUCUAAAGUGACUGUUCCCUGUUGAAUCAAAGCAAAAAUGUGUUGUUUUUUUUCUUUGAUCCAGACUUUGAAAUUCCAUCUCCUUUGAGUCCUUGAAUGGAACGCACAUGGUUUGUGAUUAAAAUCUCAGAGUCGUAUUUAUUUGGCCUACAAAAGGAGCAGAAUAAUGCAUUGUUGUACAUCGCAUUAGCGUUGAUACUUUCUGUUCCAGAGCUGUAGUUUAGCGUCGCCCGCUAUAAACUAAAAGUCAGAUUCUGUGCCGCAGCUUAAUCCAUUAUCUUGUUCAAAUAAGACGUCAACACACCGCAUCAGGAGUCGGAAUCAGACCGGGGUGCGUGUUUGACAUGUCUUUCCUCUCCUAUCACUGCUUCUCAGGCAGCUGAAGGGAAGUGCAUGAGUACGGCUGGCUGCAGCAUUUAAAUGUGCCAUGCUGAUUAUCUUGCUGCUGUGUUUACGUAUUCAUUUAUGUAAACAUUAUGCUAAUGUGUUUUUCGGCUUGUCGCUUGUGUCCAAUUGUGCCCUUCAAGUUUGACGUGAGGUGACUGAUGCAGUCUUGAUGUGAAGUUGCAGCUUCUGUUGUUCGGGCUUCUGAGAGCAGUCGAGUGUGCCCAGAUGCACUGGAUACUUGUCAUUGGCUCAAAAGAGGUGCUGGGGUUUGAAAAGUCUUGCCCGUGCUCUCGGGAGUGGCCUUUCAAGAAAAUGUGUCCUAAAAUAGCUGACCCUUUUGUGUGCGCUACAUUGCUUUUUUACACUAAAGAGUGCCUGAGUAAUCAUAGUCUGUAAGAGGUCUUUGAAGGCUGGCUGAAGCCACGAUUGGAUCAGAGGAGCCUGAUAAAAGUCUGAUGCCGACUUCAUACCAGAUAUGUCUAGGGCUCACAAAAAAAAAAAAAAAAAAAAAAACAGCAAAUGCCUGCUAACUAGUGUGUAUAGGAUUAAAGGAAUAGCUCACCCAAAAUUAAAGGCCACUCUUGCCAUACAGCUGUUGUCAACUUCCAAAAAGGCCAAUAAAAACAGCAUUCAAAAACACCACCCAAGCCAUAGAGAACAAUUUUAGAAAACAGUUCUUAAGACAAUCAUUUUUCUUAGUUUGAAGAUCAUUUUAAUAAUCCAAAGAAGUGUUAUUCCACCAUAAAGAACUUUUUGUGUAUUGGAAUGGUUCCAUGAGUGGUAAAGGUUCUCAAUGGAACCAUAGAUGUCUGAUUUUAGUGUUAAUUUUGUUAAUGAAAACUAUGACAAAAAAUGUUCGUCGAUGAGUGAGUGUUUUUUUUUUUUUCUGUCGAAAACGGGACAAUGACGAGACAAUAAUAAGGCCAUUAAAUAAUAACUGAGACUAAAUAAACAUGCAAUAUCGUUGACAAAAAAAGAAGAGACUAAAAUGUAGUUUAAAGAACAAAAACUUUACCAAAACCUUUUUAUUUCUGUUGAAAAAAGUGGAGCCAAAACAUUUCAGACUGCUGUACAAGACUGUAUGUGGUUGCCAGAUAUCAAGACCUCAAAUCCCCCAAUCAGAGCUUUUCUGUUAAACAGAUACAUACUCUACCCUGCUUUUUGAUUUAUAAAAUCUGGCAACCAUACACAGGCGCAAUCUCUGCAGAGGCACUGUGAUCUGAAAACACCAACAUACAGUAGUAAGCUGGAAUUCGGCGAUCUCCAUUUGAGGUGUGUGUGGGCAGCAGGCGUUCAAGACGGAGCCACGUAAUGUGACGGUCAGGGCGGGGGCCACAGCUCUGCUGAAGUGUGAAGUGCUGAGGGCCUCUGGGGUUGUGCAGUGGGUUAAAGAUGGGCUGCUCCUGGGACCUCAGAGAUCCCUGCCUGGCUACCCAUGCUACAGCAUGACAGGAGACCAGCAGAAAGGCCAGUACCAUCUUCAAAUUCUCAACGUGAGUUUGGAAGACGAUGGCCCCUAUGAGUGCCAAGUGGGUCGGUCCGUGAGCAGCCGUGCCAUCGUGUCCCGCACAGCCUGGCUCAAUGUGCAGAUCCCGCCUUCACAGCCGUACAUCCAGCUGGAGUCUGAUGAGCCGUGGGUGGAGGGAGACGAAUACACGGUGACCUGCAUCGCUCCUGAUGCAAAACCUCCUGCAGAAAUCACCAUGUUUAGAGAUGGAGAGGAGCUGACGGAAACCGAUUCUUUCACAAUGUCAGGCUCACAGGAUAAACUUCUGAACACUCAUGCUGAAGUCGUCAUCAGGGCACGAAGUUCAGACAAUGCACGGCAGCUGACAUGUCGAGCGAAGAACCCAGCUGCUCCUCGAGCUCUCGAGACUAGCAUGACCAUGAGGGUAUACUGUAAGAACCCUGCCAUUGUGUAAAUUCACUCUGAAUGUGUUUACGACUAAUUGCUCCUAAUAUUUAAUCAUUAAUGUUUUUUGUUUGUUUGUUUUUUUGUGCAUGAUGUGAAGAGCCAGUGGAUUUGGUAUGUGUAAUCUCAGGUCAAGCGGAGUUUAAUUAAAUGGAGCACACACUGUAAAUAAUGAAAAUAUCACUAUGACUUUGAAUUCAUAGAUUUUCUUGCACAGUUCUGAGUUCAUGGCCACAGCUGUGUGACGCGUGGUCAAUUGCGCCUUUUUCCUGUCAAGUAAUACUCUUGGUCCUUUCACUAUGAAAAUAAAUUUGCCUUUCACUCUUAGAUGAUAACACAAGUACCAAGAGUACACCCUGAACCAAUAAAGUCAACAUGAAGCACUGUCUACCAUUUUACUUCCACAGUGUGACUUAUUUUCAUGAGAACUAGGAUAUCCGAUGAGAAUUAUUAUUAUUAGUGUUAUUUUAUUUAUUUUUUUAUUUUUUUAUUAGUUGGCUAUUGUGAUUUUUUUUUUUUUUAAUAACUGUAAUUCAAGUCAAAAUGCUAUUUCUAAAUACAUUAGGUUACAACAACAAAAUUGUUUAAGGUUUGGUUUAGAUGGAAAUAACUCCUUAAAAUCAUAGUUCAAAUCCCCCCCCCCCCAUUCUCUUAAUGAGUCAUGGUUGUGUUUUGGGCAUAACUUGCAAUAAACCAAUCAGAGUCUCAUCUCCCAUUCCCUUUAAGGCCAGUUGCACUCGCACCAUGGUGUAUUCACUAUUUAUUACAUGGCGGAAUUUGCUAGAGCAAAGACUGAAUGCUUCUCUAGAGAGGCAAUGGAUCUGCUCGUGCACGAGGUUAAAGCGCAUGAGCAGACCAUCUACGGACCACAAUAAUAAUCUUUUACAUUGUAAUUUAAUAUUUGGCAUGUGUGUGCACUGCUACAUGUCCCUGUGUGUGUAAUAAGCAGAGUGUAUGUGCGUUGUUCACCUGCCUAUAGGCGCAUAUUACUAACUGCGUCGGGCUGAAACUAGCAAAAAACACUUGCGCUGCGCCUGACGCCACAUUGCGCGGGUGUAUGAUGGGGCCCAGUUUUCUAUAUCAAA